UAGGCAAGCACGAUGCUUAAGAUGUUGUAGGAGGUGACGCUGAAAUACAAAAAUUUCAAGACGUUUGAAAGGCCACGUAAUCUCCGACCGCCCAGAGAGCGCGCGAGCUCAUUUACAACACAGCCGGGGUCCUUAUCACGCACGCAUAUUAAAGACGUACUACAUCAAUGCUGCCUUCACUUGCUCAUCAGCCAUGUCCGUGAAUGAGUACAGCCUGAUCUGUAAUUUCCCCAAGUGUCGAGGCAGGUUGAGCGGCUUCGCCUGGGUGACGGCCUGCUCUCAUGUCUUCUGUGAUCGGCACGGCUCCGGUGAGUUCAGCCGCACUCCAGCCAUCUGCCCUGCCUGCUCCUCUGCCCUGUCAGGAAAACUGGACAUCGUGCGCACUGAGCUGGCGCCUUCAGAGCAGUACAAGGCCAUGGUUUUGGUAGGAUUGCGACCUGAGACCAUUCUGGAUAUCAGCCAUCGAGCACUGGCCUUUUGGACAUACCAGGUAAACCAAGAAAGGUUGCUUACGGAGUACAGUUUGUCUCGAGCAGAAGUGCAAGUUGGCCGAAUGGAGAAGUUGAUGGCACAGCAGAACCAAUCCAAAGAGUAUGAGCUGAAUGCAAUGCGAGAGGAGAUUGCAUCACUCAAUAAGAGGCUGGAGGAAUAUAAGCGAAAAUAUAGUGAAGUUUCAGAGCUUCUGGUGAAGAGAAACAGACAGUAUCAGAAGCUUCAGGGGCUGUUUGAGACUGUGACGCUACGCACCAUGGAGGCGUCUGACAAAGACGGACUGAACCAGGCUGCCCAUGUUUUCCCAUCUGGAGUAAUUAGACAGCGCUCUGCCCACACCACUCCUCCUUUCUUAGCUGUGGGUCCAGAAAGUGACAAGCUCUUCCCUUCUUUCCUAGAACCAGAGAGCUUCAAGAGCUUUUUCCAAUUUAGCUCUCCACCAAGAGAGAAAGGACAUUCCUUUCUAAAGAAAAACUAACGGUUUGGUAUGCAUCUGUAUUUUCUCCAUUACACUGUUAUAUUCUUGGCAUACAUGUUGAUGUACAAUUUGCGACUGUUAAAUUACUUAAUUCCCUGCAGUGUUCACUGCAAAGUUGUUUAUAGAUAAUAAAGUAGUUUGGACUGGUGUCAACAAAGUAUGCUGCUAAUUUAUGAUCUUAUGACAGGUUGGUUUUUUUACUUUUUUUUAUUAUUUCAUGUUAACUCAAGCAGGAGUGUACUUUAUUUUCAAGACUAUUCUUCUCUCUCUCCCCUGCUGUCUUUUAUUUCUCUCUGUUGCUACAGUGUGUGUGGGCUAUGUGCAGCAUAAUACAGUUGAGACUGCAAGUAGCCUAGUUUAGCACUUGCAGCAAUUUUGUCCAUGUUCUUAAUAAGCGAGGGCAGAAACUUUAGGCAGUGGAAAGUAAUAAUUAUUAUAGAUGGUGGCAAUUGUCAGUUUGUCACACAGCUAGGUAGAAAACAUUAAGGUUCAAUUCAGAGGUCUAAUGUAAUCUCUGCCCACUCUUCUCCACUUGUUUGAGGAAUGUUGUGUGUGUUAGAUUUUAAGUAUAUUUGGCAAACUCAAAGCACAUCUUAUAAAUCACACAUGACAGAUUCUUAA
Messenger RNA from Ictalurus punctatus (channel catfish), 1591 nucleotides. RefSeq names its product E3 ubiquitin-protein ligase CCNB1IP1. Bases 194 to 970 code for a protein of 258 amino acids. Gene Ontology annotation, molecular function: ubiquitin protein ligase activity. Gene Ontology annotation, cellular component: synaptonemal complex. The record is from RefSeq and is a predicted model, not a curated record. Gene Ontology annotation, biological process: reciprocal meiotic recombination. Lineage: Eukaryota; Metazoa; Chordata; Actinopteri; Siluriformes; Ictaluridae. The transcript has 5 exons.